This is a messenger RNA of Aspergillus ruber CBS 135680, 750 nucleotides long. RefSeq names its product NAD(P)-binding protein. The coding region runs from base 1 to 750 and encodes 249 amino acids. The transcript is spliced from 3 exons. The record is from RefSeq and is a predicted model, not a curated record. NCBI's taxonomy places the organism in Eukaryota, Fungi, Ascomycota, Eurotiomycetes, Eurotiales, Aspergillaceae.
AUGUCUCCUACAAGCCCGAAAACAAUCGCCAUAAUCGCCGGGGCAGGCCCAGGCACCGGUGCAGCAAUUGCACGCCGCUUUGCCCGCGGGUAUCCCGUCGUGCUGUUAGCACGUUCCCAAGCUUCACUGGACCCAUUAGUUCGCGACAUUCAGAAAAAUAAUGGGUCCGCGCUAGCUUUCCCAACAGAUGUGACAGACAUUUCGAGUAUGAACCGUGCUGUAGCUGAUACCAAGGCACAAUUGGGCAAGGAUGUGCGCGUGGCCGCGGCCAUCUUCAAUAUGGCCAGCAAAUUUAGCCGCAAGGGGUUUCUGGAUUCACCCCCGGAGGAGUACUUGGGGAGUCUGCAUACUACCGUCAAUGGGGCUUAUAGUUUCAGUCAAGCGGUGUUGCCGUUGAUGCUUGGCUCUGAUUCCAGUGAGCAGUCGCAUCCGCCAACUUUGAUUUUCACUGGAGCAACUGCCGCCCUCAAAGGAGGCAAUGGACUUGGGUCAUUCGCCAUGAGCAAGUUUGCCGUUCGAGCCAUGGCACAGUCACUAGCCCGCGAAUUCGGACCCAAGGGUAUCCAUGUGGCGCAUGCUAUAGUAGAUGGCAUCAUUGACACGGAACAAACAAAGGGCUUCCACGAGGAAAUCCCUGGGUCUAAGAUCAGCCCAGAUCAAAUUGCGGAAGCAUAUUGGUAUUUGCAUACGCAGACGAAGACCUCGUUUACGCAUGAGUUAGAUCUUCGGCCUUAUUGUGAAAGCUGGUAA